Laccaria bicolor S238N-H82 is the source of this 639-nucleotide messenger RNA. RefSeq lists its product as uncharacterized. The annotation marks the transcript as partial. The transcript is spliced from 3 exons. NCBI's taxonomy places the organism in Eukaryota, Fungi, Basidiomycota, Agaricomycetes, Agaricales, Hydnangiaceae. Gene Ontology annotation, cellular component: spliceosomal complex. Gene Ontology annotation, biological process: positive regulation of mRNA splicing, via spliceosome. Gene Ontology annotation, molecular function: RNA binding. The record is from RefSeq and is a predicted model, not a curated record.
CGGCAGGCGCCCAAUCCUUCCAACGUUCUUGGCGUGUUCGGCCUGAGCAUUCGUACCCAAGAGCGCGACUUGGAUGAAGAGUUCAGCCGCUUUGGCCGCGUUGAGAAAGUCACCAUUGUCUACGAUCAACGGCAGUCCGAUAGGUCGCGCGGGUUCGGUUUCAUCAAAAUGGCAACUGUUGAAGACGCCACCAGGUGCAUCCAGGAACUCAAUGGCGUUGAUCUCAAUGGCCGUCGUAUUCGUGUGGACUACUCCGUUACGGACCGCCCGCAUGCACCCACCCCAGGAGAAUAUAUGGGUCACCGUCGUGCUGGAGGCAGGGAUUCCUAUCAUGGCGACCGUCGUGAUCAUCGAGACUCCUCCUACCGCGACUCUCAUCGUGACCGUGACUCUGGACGACGUGGAGGAGACCGCGAAAAGGACCGCGAUUUAUACGGAAGGGAGAACCGCGAUUGGCGUGACCGCCGAAGCCCCCCUCCUUCCCGAGGUGGACGCUACUCUCCUGAGUACAGGCGUAGGAGAAGUUAUUCUAGGAGCCCACCUCCUCGAGGAAGCAGCCCUCCACCACGUAGGGAACGGGAUUACGAUGCCCCUUCGACCGCUGCGCCUGCCGCCGCUGCCGAUGCCCCUCGCUGGUAA